Molecule: messenger RNA, 455 nt
Organism: Paramecium octaurelia
Lineage: Eukaryota; Ciliophora; Oligohymenophorea; Peniculida; Parameciidae
Source: the annotation of a GenBank genome assembly
AUGAUAAUGCCUUCCAAUCAUAAAUUGAAAAAUAAAUAUUAAGAAGCCUUUGAAGAUCUAGAAAAUCCCAUUUGUUCCAUAAAAAAUAUUUUGGAGGUAAAGGAAAAAUUCAGUGAUGGAGUUGGUGACGGUUGGAGAGAUGGAAUUAUCGAAAGAGCCAAUCAAUUAAAGCCUCGGCUAUUUAUCCUGUAUCAACCCCUAAAGAUAAGGAAUAAUAUUGGUUCAGAUAAGUUUAUUCUUCUGCAUUUAAUAGUGAGAGUCUGCCUUGACAGCACCAUAUGCCAAGUCUAUAGCUUGCUCUACCGAAAAAGUAUCGAUAAACAUUUAUCAUUAAGGCUUUACAAUGGGAUGGGUUUUCAAGAAAAACGCAGAGGAGUCUGGAAGAGCAGUCUCAUCAAUACAUAAUUUAGCACUCAAGAAAAUCCUGCAAUAAGAAGACAAAAUAUUAAAGAUGA